This is a messenger RNA of Plasmodium knowlesi strain H, 2022 nucleotides long. RefSeq names its product KIR protein. Lineage: Eukaryota; Apicomplexa; Aconoidasida; Haemosporida; Plasmodiidae. The record is from RefSeq and is a predicted model, not a curated record. The transcript is spliced from 4 exons. Bases 1 to 2022 code for a protein of 673 amino acids.
AUGUCGACGGCACCAAAUUUGAAGAACUUACCUUCCAGGACCGACUACUAUACUAAAUUCAACACCGGCCAGUAUGGGGAGAGUUAUGGGAAUUCUUGUACUUUGGGGUGGGAAGAUAAAUUGAAGGGUAAAUUAAGUAAGUACGGCGGUCUCUCCAAUAUGGAGACGAGGAUCAUGAAUGCAUAUUGCUAUGCAUGUAAGAAGAAGGAACAGACGGAGUCUGAUCACGGUAACCCAUGCCGUUUCUUUUAUUACUGGUUGGGGAAUAUGGUCCCCAAGGGUGCAAAUACAUAUAACUUAUCCGAAGUCCUGGAUUCAAUUUACCAGGCCUUCGAAGGUACUCCCUAUAAAAAUAAAUGUGAAAUUAAUUACGAAGAUGUUGAAGAAAUCAAUUUUGACCUAAGGAGGAGGAUACAUGAUUUUGCUUAUAACUAUAAGACUAUACAAGGACUUGUAGAUAAAUGUGGGCAUACAGAAGCUAAGGAAUAUUUACGGUACUUGCAAAGAAUUAGUGGAGCAUGUAGAAUUGUGGGGGUAGACUGUCCAGACGGGGAGGCACGUGAAAGUGGUACAUACUGUUCCGAUUAUAAGGAAAAAUAUAAGGCGUAUUGUGAGGAUAAGCUGGAAGAACUGCAAGGAAAAUUGACCACUUUUCUCAAUCCAAAUUCAAACGAAGCCGGUUCUUCCGGUUCCUUUUCUGAAUCGGGAGGACAUCAUAAUGGGUUAGCUGGUGCGGAAGGAAAAGGUGGUUCGGAUGGUGGUGGAAGUCACCAAAAGGAAGAUGAUUUGAGUUGGUUACCUUCCAAAGAAGCGUACAGGGAAAUUGUCAGUAUUACUGACCCCUGUGAGGGACAUCAUGAUUUGAUUUCAGAAGUACAAGGAGCAUUAGGGGAAUAUAAUGUUCUUGGAGGAGAAGCUAAUAGUAUUGCGAAAUGGUUUUGUUACCCACUUGGUAAAGAAAGCACCCUGUCGACGGACAAUUCAGCAUGUUAUUAUUUAUAUUAUCACGUGGGAGAUUCGUAUUCUAGCUAUUUUCAUAAAGAUGAUUCACCAUUCUGGAAUUUUAUGGAUAAAAUCAGUGAACAGUUAGGGAAACUGCCCGUUGGUAAAGAGAAAAAGUGUCAAAUUGAGCUUAGCAACAUUGACAAGAACAAUUUCAUAUGGGAGAAAAGAGUAUAUGAUUUUUAUAAGGACUAUCAAACUAUAAAGGAAAAAUUACAGGAGACUAAACCCCCCUGUAGUCGAGAAUUGGACCAAUACCUGACAGAAGCGGCCAUAGGAUAUAAGCUUAUAGAUAUAUACUGCAAGAGCAACCGUUCUACCCCUUCUGGUAGUAAGGACAACGCAUAUUGUGUAAAAUUUAACACCGACUAUAAACAACGCAAUCCUUGGGAACUCUUAAAUUCGACGUGUAAAACGGAGCUGGAGGAUGAAAUUUCAGCAUAUUCCGAAACUUCAGAUAUAAAUCCCCACGGAGAACCAGAAGAAGUCCCAGUAUCUCCAGCCACUACCCCAACUGUCUCUUCUGGAGAAGUAUCCUCCACUGUCCCUUCCCCAACCACCGACCCCAUUUUCUCUUUUGCAAGAGACGGCCCUAUUGCCACCUCCGGAUUGGUUGCAGUUGGAUUACCUGCCAUUGCAUAUUUUUUAUAUAAACAUACUUCCUUACCUUUCUGGUUACAUGAACAAUUUGGAGGAAGGAGCAAUCACAUGAGCAGGAGCCGAAGGAGGGCGAGAAGAUCUACUGGUCCUAAUUUUAGUAAUUUUACAGAAGAUGUUUCUACCGAAGUGCCAACGGAAUAUUCAUCAUACCUGUCGACACUAUACCCACUGGAAGAAUCCAUAGAAGAUAAUUCUACCACAUAUUAUGAAGAAUCGCCGCAACCAUCACCCAGACGGCGUGGGCAACAACAAGAACAACGAAGAAGACGAGGACCGGCACCACCAUCUAGAAGAAGGGAAAGAACAGACAAUGAAUAUAGAUAUGGAAGAGGCCAAAAUAUUAGUUAUUAUCGCAUGUAA